Messenger RNA from Zychaea mexicana, 1770 nucleotides. RefSeq names its product delta-6-fatty acid desaturase. The record is from RefSeq and is a predicted model, not a curated record. The transcript is spliced from 4 exons. Gene Ontology annotation, biological process: lipid metabolic process. Gene Ontology annotation, molecular function: heme binding; oxidoreductase activity, acting on paired donors, with oxidation of a pair of donors resulting in the reduction of molecular oxygen to two molecules of water. NCBI's taxonomy places the organism in Eukaryota, Fungi, Mucoromycota, Mucoromycetes, Mucorales, Lichtheimiaceae. Bases 107 to 1471 code for a protein of 454 amino acids. Gene Ontology annotation, cellular component: membrane.
CGGCCUAUUGGGUUCCUUUUUUUCUACUUUCACUUUCCGUCCUCUUUCUCUCUCUCUCUCUCUCUCUCUUCUUUUCCUUUUCCCCCCCCUUCCCUUUCUUCUCAUCAUGGCUUCAACUGAGGCGUAUGUGUACACCAGACAAGAGUUUGCCGUACUUACGCAGGACGCAAAGGACGGCAAACCCGACGCUCGACAGUAUAUCAUCAUUGACAAUAAAGUAUACGAUGUCACUGAAUUUGUCGAAGACCACCCUGGCGGUGCGGAUGUCUUGUUGACGCAUGUUGGCAAGGAUGCUUCGGAUGUUUUUCACGCUAUGCAUCCCGAAUCAGCCUACGAAACUCUUGCCAACUGCUACGCCGGAGACAUUGAACCUGCACCAUCACAGCUCCAAAACAGCGAGUUUGCCACCGAGAUGCGAGAACUCCGCGACAAGCUUGAAGGCGAAGGCUAUUUCAACUCGAGCCAUCUGUUUUACCUCUACAAGGUCGUAUCGACCCUCGGUUUAUGCGCCACGGCAUUCGUCAUGCUGUACUUGUGGGGCAAAACGUCGACAUUGGCCGUCCUCGGCGCUGGCUUUUUAGUCGGUCUGUUCUGGCAGCAGUGUGGCUGGCUCGCUCACGAUUUCGGCCAUCACCAGUGCUUCAAGGAUCGAACGCUCAACGAUAUUGUGGUAGUCUUUUUGGGCGAUUUCUGCCAAGGCUUUUCCUUGUCGUGGUGGAAGAACAAGCACAACACCCACCAUGCAUCGACCAACGUCAGCGGUCACGAUCCCGAUAUCGACACAGCCCCGGUUCUGUUGUGGGACGAAAUUGCCUCUGCCAACUAUUACGGAUCUUUGCAGGACGACGCCUUUUCCCGAUUCAUGGCUGAAAGCGUCUUGCCUUACCAAACCCGCUACUUUUUCUUCGUCCUCGCUUUCGCUCGCUUUUCUUGGGCCAUUCAAUCCGUUUUGUACAUGCUUAACGAAGGCGCCUUGAACAAGUCUAAAAAGCUGUGCUUUUUUGAACGUGCCUGUUUGUUUGCCCAUUGGGCCCUCUUUACCGGCGCUGCCGUUCUUUGGAUCGGUACGAUCAGAAACAUGCUCCUAUUCUUCUUUGUCAGCCAGACCGCCACAGGUUAUCUGUUGGCCAUCGUGUUUGCCCUGAACCACAAUGGCAUGCCGGUCAUUAGCCAGGAAAAGGCCGAGACAAUGGAGUUUUAUGAAAUCCAGGUGGUCACGGGUCGUGAUGUCAUCCUGGGUGCUUUGGGCGACUGGUUUAUGGGUGGUCUGAACUAUCAGAUCGAACACCAUGUCUUCCCCUCCAUGCCCCGUCACAACCUCGCCAAGGUCCGUCCUAUGGUCAGAUCGAUUUGCAAAAAGUAUGGCGUCAACUACCACGAAACCUCGUUCCUCCAGGGCACCGUGGAAGUCCUGAACGCCCUUGAUAUUGUACAGAAACUGUCGCUUCGACUAUCCAAAAAAUCCUUUUAGAUAUUCUCAAAUUUAAUAUUAUCCCCCUGCCCCUUCAUCCAUCCUACUUUAUAUUAAAGACGCGCCAUCCUCCCCCUCAUACUCAACCCGUCCGUCUCUUGUUCCGCCACGUUCUUGCGUUUCGUUUUUCUCUACUUUCGCUUCUUGUAUCUCACCGUAAAAAACAAAAACAAAAAGGCAUUCUACAUACUAUAUAUAUACACACACACCUCUCAUUUAAACACACAGAAUCUUUGUUUUCUAGAUGAUUUCCCCCCUUUUAUUUUUUUCCGUUGUCAAAGUAUAAAUAUAUUGGUCUG